Molecule: messenger RNA, 2747 nt
Organism: Cucurbita pepo subsp. pepo (vegetable marrow)
Lineage: Eukaryota; Viridiplantae; Streptophyta; Magnoliopsida; Cucurbitales; Cucurbitaceae
Source: RefSeq, a predicted model, not a curated record
CUGUUUUGGUGGGUAAAGUUUCCGACUUUCUCUGUGAUUCUCUUUCCCUCUCUCUUCCAUUGGAUUUAGGGCACACGAACACAAUCUUUGAUACUCAACCACACAUCUCUCCGAUCAUUCUUCAGGCCGCUUCAGGCUUGCAAUUCUUGUAGAGCUACUGAUACACAUCCUAUGGCUUCGAGUCAGUCUCAUGUUACUUUUAGUAGUUCAACAGGCCUUCAUUCAGGUUAAACCUAUGGGUUUCUUAUGGAGGUUUGGUUCUAAUACUUUUCAUUUAGAUUCCACUUCUCUCGCUUGACAGUUUUAGAAGCUGCCUGUACUCCAGUGACUGAAAUUGAAUGUGAGAUGACAAAAAGAUACUCAGUUCUAAAACCGGCCUUGGACUUGUAAUUGUCCUUUUGAGUCUACAAGGGAAUGCUUCUCUAUCUUCUGGCUCCCCAAAGACUGGAACAGCAGUUGUUUUUGACGAAGGAAUGAAAUUUGCCUAAUUCUUUUUACGCCUACCUCAUGCCAUGUCGGGUUUACUUAAUUCAUCUCUUAAUGGAUCGGCUUCAAAUAUCCCAGAUGGUGCUGGGCGAUCUUUUGCUACCUCAUUUUCUAGUCAGUCUGGUGCAGCUUCCCCUGUUUUUCAUCACUCUGGAACCAUUCAAGGGUUGCAUAACAUUCAUGGAAGCUUCAAUAUUCAGAACAUGUCAGGUGCACUAACUUCAAGAAAUUCAACAAUAAAUAAUGUUCCAUCUGGUGGGGUGCAGCAACCUACUGGUACACUUUCCAGUGGGCGUUUUGCAUCAAACAACCUUCCUGUUGCUCUCUCUCAGUUGUCUCACAGCAGCUCUCACGGGCACUCAGGAGUUGCAAAUAGAGGAGGUAUGAGUGUUGUAGGAAAUCCUGGAUUUAGUAGCAGCACAAAUGCAGUUGGUGGUUCUAUUCCUGGGAUUCUGUCCAGUUCUGCCGGUAUUGGUAAUCGAAAUGCUGUUCCAGGGUUGGGUGGAUCUCCAAUUUUGGGAAAUGUAGGUCCUCGGCUCACUAGUUCAAUGGGAAAUAUGGUAAGUGGAGGCAACAUAGGAAGAAGUAUAACUACUGGCGGGGGAUUGUCAUUACCUGGUCUUGCUUCUCGUCUUAACCUUGGUGCAAAUAAUGGAUCUGGAAGUUUAUCUGUACAAGGACAAAACCGUUUAAUGAGUGGUGCCCUUCCACAAGGAUCUCAACAGGUCAUUUCUAUGUUGGGUAAUUCUUAUCCUAGUGCUGGAGGUCCCCUUUCCCAAAACCACGUGCAGAGUGUGAAUAGUCUGAACUCUCUGGGGAUGUUGAAUGAUGUGAUCUCUAAUGACAAUUCUCCUUUUGAUAUCAACGAUUUCCCUCAGUUGAGUAGUCGUCCAAGUUCUGCAGGAGGUUCUCAAGGACAAUUAAGUUCGCUUAGAAAACAAGGUCUUAGUCCUAUUGCCCAACAAAACCAUGAGUUCAGCAUUCAGAAUGAAGACUUUCCAGCGUUACCUAGAUUUAAAGGUGGCAAUGCUGAUUAUGGGAUGGAUAUUCAUCAGACAGACCAACAUGAAAAUUCUAUGCCUAUGAUGCAGUCUCAGCAGUUCUCUAUUGGAAGGUCUGCUGGAUUUAACUUGGGGAGCACAUAUUCACAUCGACCCCAGCAGCAGCAACAGCAUUCUCCUGCAGUUAGUAACAGCACGGUCUCCUUUUCGCCUGCAAACAAUCAGGAUCUUCUUCAUUUACAUGGUUCUGAUAUGUUCCCAUCUUCACAUGCUGCAUCCUAUCACCAGCAGUCUAUUGGGCCUCCUGGUAUUGGUUUAAGACCUCUGAGCUCUCCUAGUUCGGGUUCUGGAAUGGGUUAUGACCAACUUAUCCAGCAAUAUCAGCAGCAUCACGGUCAAUCUCAGUUCCGAUUGCAACCUUUGUCUGGUGUUAGCCAGUCAUUUAGAGAUCAGGGCUUGAAAUCUAUGCAGUCAGCUCAAUCUUCUCCUGAUCCAUUCGGUUUACUUGGUUUGUUAAGUGUAAUAAGGUUGAGUGAUCCUGAUCUUGCAUCCCUUGCGCUCGGGAUUGAUUUGACCACGUUAGGAUUAAAUUUGAAUUCAUCAGAUAACCUUCACAAGACUUUUGGCUCCCCUUGGUCUGAUGAGCCUGCUAAGGGUGAUCCAGAUUUCAAUGUACCUCAGUGUUAUCUUAUUAAACCACCACCUACGCUCCAUCAGGGAUACUUCUCAAAAUUUACUCUUGAGACACUUUUUUAUAUAUUUUUUAGCAUGCCAAAAGAUGAAGCUCAGUUGUAUGCGUCAAAUGAACUUUAUAAUAGAGGCUGGUUUUAUCACAAAGAACAACGUUUCUGGUUCAUUCGGGUCUCUAACAUGGAACCACUUGUGAAGACGAACACUUACGAGAGAGGAUCGUACCUCUGUUUCGACCCCCAAACAUUUGAAACCGUCCGCAAGGAUAAUUUUGUUCUUCACUACGAGAUGGUAGAAAAGAGACCAGCUCUACCACAACAUUAAUUUUUGUUUUUAAUAAAAAAAUGUAAAGGUAAUUCGUGGAUUCUUCACAUGUAAGCCUUAGUUCUAUUUGUAGAAUUAAUAGUUUGUAAUUUGGUAAGCGUAAUUGAUCAUGUAGGCCCUUGUAAUUGUAAUAAGCCGAUUUAUUGGGUUUCUUCUCUGCUGUGUUUUACAAGAUACACUAGCUUAGCUUGAACAUCGUUUAUCUUAUGAAGAGCUGUCACAUAAUUUCUAUAUUGAUUUUAAAAA